Messenger RNA from Pterocles gutturalis (yellow-throated sandgrouse), 3331 nucleotides. RefSeq names its product sodium leak channel, non-selective (gene NALCN). The transcript is spliced from 27 exons. Gene Ontology annotation, molecular function: monoatomic cation channel activity. Gene Ontology annotation, biological process: transmembrane transport; monoatomic ion transport. The record is from RefSeq and is a predicted model, not a curated record. NCBI's taxonomy places the organism in Eukaryota, Metazoa, Chordata, Aves, Pterocliformes, Pteroclidae. Gene Ontology annotation, cellular component: membrane. The annotation marks the transcript as partial.
AGCCUGCACUAGACAACGCAUGCUGAGCGGAUCUUUUGAGGGGCAGCCUGCAAAGGAAAGGUCAAUACUUAGUGUCCAGCAUCAUAUACGACAAGAACGCAGGUCACUGAGACAUGGUUCCAACAGCCAGCGAAUCAGCAGAGGAAAAUCUCUUGAAACAUUGACUCAAGAUCACUCCAACACAGUGAGGUACAGAAAUGCACAGAGAGAAGACAGUGAGAUAAAGAUGAUCCAAGAGAAAAAAGAACAAGCUGAAAUGAAAAGGAAAGUCCAAGAGGAGGAGCUGCGAGAGAAUCAUCCAUAUUUUGAUAAACCACUUUUCAUAGUUGGUCGUGAGCACAGGUUCAGGAAUUUCUGCCGAGUGGUGGUACGAGCUCGCUUUAACGCUUCUAAAACAGAUCCUGUUACUGGAGCUGUGAAAAAUACCAAAUACCAUCAGCUUUAUGACUUGCUGGGUUUGGUUACUUACCUGGACUGGGUCAUGAUCAUUGUUACUAUAUGCUCCUGCAUUUCCAUGAUGUUUGAAUCCCCCUUUAGAAGAGUUAUGCAUGCUCCAACACUCCAGAUUGCUGAAUAUGUUUUUGUAAUAUUCAUGAGCAUUGAGCUUAAUCUGAAGAUUAUGGCAGAUGGCUUGUUUUUUACACCAACAGCUGUUAUUAGGGACUUUGGAGGAGUUAUGGACAUAUUUAUAUAUCUUGUAAGCUUGAUAUUCCUUUGCUGGAUGCCUCAGAAUGUCCCUGCCAAAUCUGGAGCUCAGCUCUUAAUGGUACUCCGCUGCCUCCGACCUCUUCGAAUUUUCAAACUGGUUCCUCAGAUGAGGAAGGUGGUGCGAGAGCUGUUUAGUGGCUUUAAGGAAAUCUUUUUGGUUUCUAUUCUUUUGCUGACAUUAAUGCUUGUUUUCGCAAGCUUUGGAGUGCAGCUGUUUGCUGGAAAACUGGCUAAAUGCAAUGAUCCACACAUCAUCUCCAGGGAAGAUUGUCAUGGCAUCUUCAGAAUAAAUGUAAGUGUUUCCAAAAAUCUCAAUUUAAAGCUAAGACCUGGAGAGAAGAAACCUGGAUUUUGGGUGCCACGUGUCUGGGCAAAUCCUCGGAAUUUUAAUUUUGACAAUGUGGGGAAUGCAAUGCUAGCACUAUUCGAAGUUCUUUCAUUAAAAGGCUGGGUGGAAGUCCGAGAUGUUAUUAUUCAUCGCGUUGGGCCGAUCCAUGGAAUCUACAUUCAUGUUUUUGUAUUCCUUGGCUGCAUGAUUGGACUGACACUUUUUGUUGGAGUUGUCAUCGCCAAUUUCAAUGAAAACAAGGGAACAGCUUUACUGACUGUAGAUCAGAGACGAUGGGAAGAUCUGAAAAGCAGACUGAAGAUAGCACAGCCUCUUCAUCUCCCACCUCGUCCGGAUAAUGAUGGCUUUAGAGCUAAGAUGUAUGAUAUAACUCAGCAUCCAUUUUUUAAGAGAACUAUUGCUGUACUUGUUCUGGCCCAGUCUGUGUUGUUAUCAGUUAAGUGGGAUGCUGCAGAUCCAGUGACUGUGCCCUUAGCAACAAUGUCCGUUGUUUUCACCUUCAUUUUUGUCCUUGAGGUCACAAUGAAGAUUAUUGCCAUGUCACCUUCUGGCUUCUGGCAAAGCAGAAGAAAUCGGUAUGAUCUCUUGGUGACAUCUCUUGGAGUUAUAUGGGUGAUACUUCAUUUCGCGUUACUGAAUGCAUACACAUACAUGAUGGGGGCAUGCGUAAUUGUCUUCAGGUUUUUCUCAAUUUGUGGGAAGCAUGUGACACUAAAAAUGCUGCUCUUGACUGUGGUUGUCAGCAUGUACAAGAGUUUCUUCAUCAUAGUGGGAAUGUUCUUACUGCUGCUUUGUUAUGCUUUUGCCGGGGUGGUUUUAUUUGGUACAGUGAAAUACGGAGAGAACAUUAACAGACAUGCAAAUUUUUCAUCGGCUGGCAAGGCUAUUACUGUGCUCUUCAGAAUAGUUACUGGAGAAGACUGGAACAAAAUUAUGCAUGACUGCAUGGUUCAGCCUCCGUUUUGUACACCAGAUAACAGCACCUACUGGAAAACAGACUGUGGAAAUUAUGCUGGUGCACUUAUGUAUUUCUGCUCAUUUUAUGUCAUCAUUGCAUAUAUCAUGCUAAAUUUGCUUGUUGCUAUCAUUGUGGAGAAUUUCUCAUUGUUUUAUUCAACCGAAGAAGACCAACUUUUAAGUUAUAAUGAUCUUAGGCAUUUUCAAAUUAUAUGGAACAUGGUUGAUGACAAAAGAGAGGGAGUAAUCCCUACUUUCCGAGUGAAGUUUCUGCUGAGGCUUCUGCGGGGCCGGCUGGAGGUGGAUCUCGACAAGGACAAGCUGCUGUUCAAGCACAUGUGCUAUGAAAUGGAACGGCUCCAUAAUGGUGGUGAUGUCACUUUUCAUGAUGUGCUCAGCAUGCUUUCAUAUAGGUCUGUUGAUAUCAGAAAAAGUCUUCAACUGGAAGAGCUGCUUGCUAGGGAACAGCUGGAAUAUACCAUCGAAGAGGAGGUGGCCAAACAGACCAUACGCAUGUGGCUGAAGAAGUGCUUAAAGCGAAUCAGAGCAAAACAACAGCAGUCAUGCAGCAUUAUCCACAGUCUACGAGAGAGUCAACAGCAGGAGUUGAGCCGUUUUCUGAAUCCUCCCAGCAUUGAGACAACACAGCCAAGUGAAGAUAUGAAUGCUAUUAAUCAGGAUAACAGUGCACAGCCAGAGACAAGUAGCCAGCAGCAGCUCCUUAGCCCAACACUUUCUGACAGAGGUGGCUAUCAACAAGACUCUGCAGAUGCUGGGAAACCUCAGCGGAAAUUUGGGCAAUGGCGUUUGCCAUCAGCCCCCAAACCAAUAAGCCAUUCAGUGUCUUCAGUCAACCUCCGCUUUGGUGGACGUUCAACUAUGAAAUCUGUUGUAUGCAAAAUGAAUCCUAUGUCUGAUGCUGCUUCUUGUGGAUCAGAAGUCAAGAAAUGGUGGACAAGACAAUUAACUGUAGAGAGUGAUGAGAGUGGAGAGGACCUUCUUGAUAUUUGAGAAAAAUUUAAGUCAUACUGAAACAACAGCCACUUCAAGUACAAUCUAAUUUUCUAUGUUUAGAAUUGAAGACGCUAUGUGAUUUUUUAUUUAGUAACAUUUCUUUAGAAAGAUUUUAUUAUUCACAAAUGACCUGAAGAGGUCAGCGCUGACUUCGUGUUCAAGGGAAGUAUUUUUACAAAGUACAGAUUCUAAAUUACAAAUCUAAGCUUUUUCUGGACCUUUUUUUAAAAUAUGGAAGAUACAGGAUAAUUCAUUUUAAAAUCAUAAAAUGAAGGCUUGGCUUUUAAAGUGUAAAUAUCUUUG